Gastrolobium bilobum is the source of this 1530-nucleotide messenger RNA. RefSeq names its product F-box/kelch-repeat protein OR23. Lineage: Eukaryota; Viridiplantae; Streptophyta; Magnoliopsida; Fabales; Fabaceae. The transcript has 2 exons. The record is from RefSeq and is a predicted model, not a curated record. Bases 58 to 1266 code for a protein of 402 amino acids. Gene Ontology annotation, molecular function: protein binding.
UUUAUUAUUAUUUUUUUCUUUUUAUGCUAAGAAAGUGAUGACAGUAGAAAACUAGAAAUGCAAUCGGUGAAGGGAAGGUCGACAGGAAUGAUGGGUUCGGAGUCUACGAGCCUAAUCCCGGGUCUCCCAAACGACGUCGCAGUGAUGAUCCUCUCGAUGGUGCCGUACUGCCACCACGGAAGGCUGAAAGGGACAUGCAAAUCAUGGAGAACGGUGCUGUCGUCGAAGUCGUUCUUGUCAUCCCUCCGUCGCAACCACCUUCUCUGCAUAUUCCCACAAGACCCUUCGAUCGCCUCACCCUUUCUUUUCGACCCAAACGCCGUCGCUUGGUGCCCACUCCCUCGUAUGCCCUGCAACCCACACGUGUACGGUCUCUGCAACUUCGUCGCCGUGCCCCUCGGCCCACACCUCUACGUCCUCGGCGGUUCCCUCUUCGACACUCGCUCCUUCCCCAUCGACCGUCCCUCUUCCACUUCCUCCACUUUCCGAUUCAACUUCCAUGAUUUCUCCUGGGAGCCCCGCGCCCCUAUGCUCUCCCCGCGCGGAAGCUUCGCCUGUGCCGCAAUCCCCUCCUCCGGCCAUAUCCUCGUCGCCGGCGGUGGGUCGCGCCACACCAUGUUCGCCGCCGCUGGCACCCGGAUUCGCUCCGCGGAGCGAUACGAUGUGCGGAGGGACCGGUGGGUCGCGGUGGAUGCUUUGCCUAGUUUUCGUGCUGGGUGCGUUGGUUUCGUUGCUGGGAAUGGGAGGGAGUUUUGCGUGAUGGGUGGAUACGGUGCGUCGAGGACUAUUUCGGGGGUUUUCCCGGUGGACGAGUAUUAUAGGGAUGCUGUGGUGAUGGAAUUGGAAGAUGGAACGUGGAGAGAGAUUCGGGAUGUGUGGGGUAAUGGGGAAAGGGUUAGGGUUGGGAAGAUUGUUGUGUCCGGUGAUCAAGACUGUCCUGCGGUUUUCAUGCUUGAUGGGAAUGAGAUUUUAAGAUAUGACAUGUCUUCAAAUCGUUGGCUAUAUGAGUCUCGUGUGCCAAGAAAAGCUCCUUACAAUUCGUCAUUUGGUUUUGUAGUAUUAGACGGGGAACUGUAUGUAGUGACACAUUUAUGUGUUGUUGAUUCUACAGAAACACGAAGGUCCAGACACCAGAAGAGGCCAGGAACUCUCUGCAUUCAAAUCUAUAACCCAAAAAAGAAGACGUGGAGAUCUCUUGCCACAAAGUCACCUUUCAAUUACCCUAUAGAUAUUAAUAGUGCUGUAUUGAGCUCAAUUUGUCUGUGAAUUGUAGUGCAAUGUUGUCUAGUUUAGGAAUCUGCCAAAUUUCUUGUGCAUCACAUCAUUUGAUCCACCAGGUUUCAUGCAGGUGGCUUAUUUGUAUAUUUCUGUAUUUUUUAGUACAUCUUAAGUCUUGAUCAGGGUAUAGUUCAUUUUAUAUUAGUUGAUACUGUCUGAAUCUGGAUAUGAGUGACAUAUUGUAUCAGCUAUUACUAAAGUGUGUUAGCCCUGAAGUACUGAAUGUUUGUAAUGGAUAAAGAAAUGGAUUGA